Colletotrichum abscissum is the source of this 2652-nucleotide messenger RNA. Its product is annotated as insulin-degrading enzyme. The coding region runs from base 1 to 2652 and encodes 883 amino acids. Gene Ontology annotation, cellular component: cytosol; mitochondrion. Lineage: Eukaryota; Fungi; Ascomycota; Sordariomycetes; Glomerellales; Glomerellaceae. Gene Ontology annotation, biological process: peptide catabolic process. Gene Ontology annotation, molecular function: metalloendopeptidase activity; metal ion binding. The record is from RefSeq and is a predicted model, not a curated record. The transcript has 5 exons.
AUGACAGCGCCCAAGCCGAAACCUAUCGAGCGGGUCACGGAAAAUUUCGAAAAGCCUCUGGCCGACAAAAGAACCUACCGUGUCAUUCAGACGGACAAGGCCAGCGCCGCCCUCGACGUCAAUGUCGGAAGCUUCAGCGACGAAAAAGCCAUGCCUGGCAUGGCCCAUAUCGUGGAACAUCUUCUGUCCAGGGGCACUAAGAAGUUCCUCAUGGAAAACGAAUACUCCCAGUACCUCGCCUCCAACUCUGGCACCUCAAACGCAUACACGGGAGCAACCUCCACCAACUACUACUUCGAUGUUUCUACAAAGCCUGCCAAUGACAUGGAGCCCUCGGCCUCGAACCCCUCUCCCUUCAAAGGUGCGCUCGACCGUUUCGCCCAGUUCUUCAUCGAGCCUCUCUUCCUCGAAUCGAUCCUGGACCGAGAGUUGCGCGCUGUCGAUUCAGAGAACAAGAAGAACCUGCAGAGCGACCAAUGGCGACCAAGACAGCUUAGACAAAGUCUAUCCAGCCCCAACCACCCCUUCAAUCACUUUUCGACCGGCAACUUCGAGGUUCUAAAGACCCAACCAGAGGCCAACGACGUCAUUGUUCAAGCCAAAUUUAUGGAGUUCCACGAGAAGCACUACUCGGCGAACAGGAUGAAGUUGGUGGCUUUGGAACGGGAGCCUUUGGACAUUCUAGAGGGCUGGGUCUCAGAGUUGUUUAAUGGGGUCCCCAACAAGGAUUUGGUGCCGAACCGCUGGAAGGCCGAGGUGCCCUUCCGCGAAAGCGAGCUCGGUGUGCAGGUGUUCGCCAAGCCGGUGAUGGACUCGCUCGAACUGAGCAUAUGUUUCCCAUUCCUCGACCAGACGGGCAUGUUUGAGUCUCAUCCCAGCCGAUACAUCAGCCACCUGAUCGGCCACAAGGGGCCUGGAAGUAUCAUGGCUUAUCUCAAGGAGAGGGAUUGGGCAGACAACCUGAAAGCCUUCGUACAUCCAGUCUGCGCAGGCACCCCUGAUAUCUUUGAAUGCCAGAUAAUCCUCACCGAGGAGAAGGAGACGUGGUACGGCACCGAUUACCGUCAGGAGAAGAUUCCCGACGACUUCAUGGCGGAGAUCAAGAAGGCUGCCUCAAGUACCGCUUCCGACAGACUCGCAGAGCUUCACCUCCCCCGCAAAAACAAGUUUAUUCCCACCAAGCUCGAUGUUGAGAAGAAGGAGGUCCAGGAGCCGGCAGUGGCGCCGCGUAUUGUACGGAAUGACAGCAUCGCUCGGGUGUGGUUCAAGAGAGAUGACACAUUCUGGGUGCCCAAGGCGGACCUCAUCAUUAGCUGCCGGAACCCCAGCAUCUACUCGACUGCUGAGAAUGCCGUCAAGGCGAAGCUGUUUACCGACCUCGUUAGGGAUGCGUUGGAGGCCUACUCGUAUGAUGCGGAGCUCGCAGGUCUGCAGUAUAGUUUCGCUCUUGAUGCUCGUGGCUUGUUUCUCAAACUCACUAGGUACAAUGAUAAGUUUGCGGUUCUCUCGGAGAAGGUUCUUGUCACAAUACGCGACCUCAGGAUAAAGGAUGAGAGGUUCGAAAUCAUCAAGGAGCGCCUAUCCCGAGGGUACAAUAACCAGGAGCUUCGGCAGCCCUUCCACCAGGUUUCAGACUACACAACUUGGCUCAACUCGGAGCGACACUAUGUUGUUGAGGAGUCAUUGACUGAGUUGCCCAACAUAGCUUCUGAGGACGUCCGCCAGUUCAGGAAGCAGAUGCUUUCACAAAUGCACAUAGAAAGCUACGUGCACGGCAACCUCUACAAGGAGGACGCUCUCAAGUUGACUGACAUGAUUGAGACGAUCCUGAAGCCGCGUGAAUUACCCCGCCUUCAGUUGCCCGUCAUUCGAUCUCUUGUUCUCCCCGCUGGAUCAAACUACGUCUACAAGAAGACGCUGAAGGACCCAGCAAACGUCAAUCACUGCAUCGAGGUGUGGCUGUAUGUUGGGGACAAGAGCGACCGCAUAACGCGGGCGAAGACAAUGCUCCUCGAACAGAUGACCGAGGAGCCGGCAUUCAACCAACUCCGAACCAAGGAGCAGUUGGGCUACGUUGUCUUUAGUGGACUCCGAAGCUUCUCAACCACCUAUGGCUUCCGGUUCAUCAUUCAGAGUGAGCGAACGCCUGAGUACCUCGAGUCGAGAAUCGAAGCUUUCCUCAACCAUUUUGCCAACAACCUGGACUCCAUGUCCGAGACCGAUUUCGAGGGCCACAAGCGAAGUUUGAUUGUGAAGUGUUUGGAGAAGCUUAAGAAUCUUGACCAGGAGAGCGAUCGUCACUGGGCUCAGAUCGCCAGUGGAUACUACGACUUCGAGCUGGCGCAAGACAAUGCCGCCCACAUCAAGUCGCUCACGAAGGCAGAAAUGGUCGAGUUCUUCCAGCAGUACAUCAAGCCUGGCUCUUCAACGCGCGCAAAGCUUUCAGUACACCUUCAUGCUCAGGCGAGCAGUUCGACAGAGACGGAAGCCACGAUGGACGGGAUCAAGACAGAAGAGAGCGGAGCAGCGAGCACGCCGGAGCCAGUACCCAUCAAAGACGUCCGCAGUUUCCGGGCGAGUCUGCGAAUGACGCAAAGAGCUAAGGCAGCCAAAACCCUGAGCGAAUACGAAGAUAUAGAUGUGAAAGUUUGA